AUGUUAGAAGAAACAACAUCACCAACACAACAACAAUUAAACAAAAGUUCAAGUGGAUUGAAUAAAAGUUCAAAUGGAUUGAACAAGAGUACAAGUGGAUUAAGAAAUAGUAGAAGUGGAGGUAAUUUACAAGUAUUGGUACACGACUAUACACCAACACUCAACGAGAAUGAAACUGCUCAUCAAAUUAAAUCUACCAAAGGAAAAUACAAUAUCACAUGUUAUGAAAGAAAAGGUCAUCUUUGUGGUGCUGUAAACUCUCCUGUUUUAAUAACUUAUCAUGAUCUUGGUUUAAAUCAUGUAUCAUGUUUUAAUAGUUUUUUUGAUCAACCAAAAGUUAGAUGUAUAUUACCAUAUUUACAUAUAAUUCAUAUUGAAGCACCAGGACAUGAAUAUAAUGCACAAACGAUUGAUAGUGAUGAUUAUCCAACGAUGCAAGAGAUGGCAGAAGAUGUACUCGAUGUGAUAGAGUAUUUCAAGGUGAAACAAUUCAUUGGUAUGGGUGCUGGUGCCGGUGGAGGUGUUCUCACUCAAUUCACAGUUGAUCAUCCACGUUAUGUACUUGGUCUCAUCUUGAUUGGUUCCGAUAUCAAAUCAUUUAGUUGGUUGGAAACUGUCAAACAAUGGGUUGGUUUCAACUCUAUACCAUCACACAAGAAUCCAAACAGUGUCAAAAACUAUCUCUUGAAUCAUUACUAUUCCGAAAAUAUGGAAGAAACCAAUCCUGAUCUUCGUGAACAUUUAAAACGUGACAUGGAAAUGAUAAACCCUGAAAAUAUGUGUCAUUAUGUUGGUUCAUUCCUUAAGCGAAAAGAUAUUUCUCAAAGUCUUAUUAAAUCACUAAGUUGUAAAGUAUUAGUUAUAGUUGGUAAAGAUUCAUCGGUUUCGGAUGAUGUAAUUGAAGUAUUUUCACACUUUAAUCCAAGAUAUUCUACCAUGUUGCAAAUUCCAGAUUGUGGUAUUUUGGUGUCUGCCGAGAAACCAACCAUGAUGGUUGAACCAUUUAAAUUGUUUAUGCAAGGUUUGGGUUAUUUAUUAAAUUAUUAUGCUAGUAUUGGUGAUAGUCAAGAAAUCCUCCCACCCAGUACUAUUAAUAAUAGUCAAGAAAUGAAUUUACCACAACAAAUCUAA
Messenger RNA from Cavenderia fasciculata, 1131 nucleotides. RefSeq names its product NDR family protein. The record is from RefSeq and is a predicted model, not a curated record. NCBI's taxonomy places the organism in Eukaryota, Evosea, Eumycetozoa, Acytosteliales, Cavenderiaceae. The transcript is spliced from 3 exons. The coding region runs from base 1 to 1131 and encodes 376 amino acids.